CAACAAAUCACAGUCAAUCGAUCGAUCGAUCUCUCUCACAAAUUAAAAGACGAUCAAGAUGCAGUCGAUGAAGGAAUCCGCUGCCAAUGUGGCUGCCUCCGCCAAGUCGGGCAUGGAGAAAACCAAAGCCACCAUUCAAGAAAAGAUGGAGAGAAUGGCGGCCCACAAUCCGACGGAGAAGGAGAUGGCAACAGAGAAGAAGCAGGACAGAAUCCAGCAGGCCGAGCAGCACAAGCAGGAGGCCCGCGAGCACAACGCCGCCGCCAAGCAGGCUGCCUCCCACUCCUCCACCGCCACCGGCCAGACCGGCCACCACACCGGCGCCCACCAGAUGUCGGCAAUGCCCGGCCACGGCAGCGGCGCGCCGGCAGCCCAGGUGACGGAGGGGGUCGUCAAGUCCCACCCCAUCGGCACCAACACCGGCACAGCGGCGCGUCCCACCACCGCCCAGAACACCCACGUCGGAGGCUCCAAUACCGCCAGCGGCUACGGCACCGGCGGCGCCUAUACUGGAUAGGAUAGGAUAGGAUUUUAUCUCUACCCUGCUCUCCUCUAUAUCUAAAUCUAAUUACAAAUAGUAAUAGCGAAUGUGUGUAAUAACAUCCUUUCCCUGUUUUAUAUCUUGAAAUUGCAUUCAAUUUACUUGUACCUAAAAAUUAAUAAGAUUUUCCUUCACAUUGAAACAUAUAUAUAUAUAUA
This is a messenger RNA of Andrographis paniculata, 699 nucleotides long. Its product is annotated as late embryogenesis abundant protein 46-like. The transcript is spliced from 2 exons. NCBI's taxonomy places the organism in Eukaryota, Viridiplantae, Streptophyta, Magnoliopsida, Lamiales, Acanthaceae. The coding region runs from base 59 to 517 and encodes 152 amino acids. Gene Ontology annotation, biological process: embryo development ending in seed dormancy. The record is from RefSeq and is a predicted model, not a curated record.